AGCGCCAACUGACUAGACGACGCGGAUCUUGUUGAAAUCGAAUAUGUUAAUUUUGCUACAAGCGUUCCGCCGGGAUUGGGAUAACUAGAUAAACCGAUACAGCCAAUUCAAUAUUAGAUCAGUCUAGCCAUGCAGCGUAGCGUAUACAUCCCAUGAUUACUAUCCGUACAAUGUACCUGUCCAAAGGACAACUCUAGAUAGAUCGUUUGUGCGCUCCAACUCUACGAGAACUUGUGAGAAACGUUAACAUUUAUUCUAGGAACAAUUUGUUGAAGGCCCACCAUGAGGGCACUACCUGUUAUCGCAAUCGGUGCAUUGACUGUAGCACUCGUAGCUGAUAAUAUCGAUGGGUUUCUUCUGAAGAAAAAAUCGUUGAAGAGUAUGAAAAUGGUAAAGAAGGGUGCAAAAAAGGGCUACGAUAGCCGUUAUGGUCAUCAUCAUCAUCAUCAUCAUCAUAUUCCUGCAAAUCACGCUCUGCACGUCUCGCAUGCUUCCCACCACAUGGCGGACUUUCAUCAUGGAGGAGAAGUGGAGAUACACGAAAUGGACUUGGCACAUGCGGACGAUUUCAUGCACAUGAUCCAACAGCACGAAGUUCAUCACGCGAGGCCUCCAAUGAUGAUGAUGGGCCCGAUGGCUCCCAUAACUAUGGGCAUAAUGAUGCCUACGAGAGGUGAAACAAUUGGCAACACGGGAAAAGCUGAGACAGGCAUGAUAAUGCCCGUAAUAAUGACGCCUGUGACCAAUCCAGCAAUGAUGGCCUCUCUGAUGCGGCCAGCGAUGAUAAUGGACAUGAUGAAGACUAUGACAGGUAAUGGACAUGAAAGCAAAAACAACGAACCGAUGAGCGCAUCGAUCAAGAUGCCUCCCGAAAUGAGAUCUUCUCUAGUCUCGAUGAACCCAAUGAUGGCAAUGGCAAGCGAGAGGCUAGCCAGCACAAUUCGCUUGCCUAUGUCACACCCGAGGGCAAUGCACAGACCCAGAAACAUAUUCCCUAUGAAACGACGUAGAUCGAUGAAUCAGCAUUCACAAGCGCUGCGCACCAGCCCGCCCGGUUCAUAGCGCCUACUAUCACCGAGCCCACGUAACGUCUAGCGAUGAUGGGAAGUACGCUGAUUGAAACAAACGUGGAACCCUACGACGUUCAACCAGCUGCAAACGGAUCGACUAGUGAUACUCUUUCAAGUUCAAGUAACAUCGCUAAACAGUAACCAGAAGCGAAAACAAAAUUAUAAUUCGGGAACGGUGUCCACUAUUACAGCCGAGAAGGAUAAACUGUAAGAAAAUCAAAUAUAGUCUACUAGGGAACAAUUGCGCUGGCGUAAUUAUUUCCUAUAGCUUAUAUUCUGUUUGCCGAUCGCGUCUGGCUUGUCUAACAACAAUGUAAUGACAAACCAAAUCUAAACACUUACUAAAUAAAUAUUUCGAGCUUCAAGUCUGGUUCUACCGAUGAGCGUCAAUAUUGCAGGAGUUAAUCGGUGCUCAUUCAGGUAGAAGGUAGCUGCGAUAUCAACUGGAAACGAACAGACCGAAACUGAAUCGGACGAAGAGCGUUCAAUUUAAAGUAUAGAGUUAUAGGCGCGAAAACUUAUCAUACGACGGAGGGUUACGCUAUUGAAGAAACGAGCGUAUUAUAUGCCGAAGCAAACAAUGUAUAAUAUACUAAAGAGGAUCAAGGCGUUCCAGACUUUUCAUUCACCGAAAGUAAGACAGGGCUACCUUUUAACGAGGUGUGCUCAUCUAGUGAAAGCGCUACUCUCAAAAGUUAUUUGAAGUUUCGACUUGCCUCAAGCUUAGCUCGUGCUCAGGUUGUUUUUAUUGGCAAUAUAUUCGUUUUUAAUUGAACUGGAAUCACAGGCUAAGUACGCUAAGUUAUAGGAUGCAUUCUAAGGGAAAUUUACUAUUUCUAUAAGUUACAGAUCAUCGAUCCUAGUCAGCCAUAAUGGCCGAAACAGGUCGUAGCAGACUAAUACUUUAAACGGUAGUGCUAACUGAAAUUGCGUCCUUGUGUCAGGCUUAUGGGCUGAUAUGCAGGCUAUCUCAUUGGCAGUUUGGGGUAAAGAUCAGUUUCCCUGUUUACUAUGCUUCUCUAUUUACUAACUGUAAAUGUUUUGUUUAAUUGAAAGUAAAUGGCCUUGACUGAAAGGAUUAACAAAAAAAAAAAGGAUUCAACUCAAUUUAUUUGUAUUGAUACAUCAGCGAUUGUUUUCAGCCGCUGAUAUUGCGUCUAUAUAUGUUAUCUUUGUACGUAUCAAUUUGAAAAGGUGCCAUAGUAUGGUAGUUUUGUAUCAAUAAAUCAGUGAUAUAAAUGUACAUAUAAAUCAGUGAGAAAGUGCUUAAAAUUUCAGAGAGACAUUGCUUUAAAUUAACUAAAUUUUGUUUACAUAAAUUUGUCCACUUAAAACCUUUUAGAUUAUAUUUAAUCGAGUGUCUAUUGAUGGACACCUCCCUUUCUUUCACUUUUGCUUUAGUAGGCGUGAUGAAGGGGAGGGACGAGAUGGAUAUGGACUAAGCCUAAUCAAUCUCCAAAGGGCAAGAUGACCAACUACGAACACCAGCAGCAGAUCGUAUAGAGGUUACCUUAAAUAAAAAAUGGCAUCACUCACCUAUAGAAACCAUAAUUUGCAGCUGUUAUGUUUAAUGCUUGUCUAGUAUAGUUUGUUUACGACUUUUCGACCAAUUAUAUUCUGGCAAGCUAAUUACUUAGAAAAAAAAAGGGUUAUUUGGCUCAUUUUAUCUUAUUGACAAACUUUUCAAACUGUCUGCCUGUGCAACCCUACUCGGAGCAAAAAGCCUCUCCGUAUCAUCGUGCUGGCGCAUCGUCAAGCGAACGCAGAUUACCAAUUUAACUCACAGUUAACUUUAUCAUUUCAAAGCAAAGUUGUGUUCUUGGAAAACGUGCAGGGGCGAAAUCCGGCAUGUACAAUAUCAAAACAAUAAAACCAAAAGAAGAUAUCAGCGAACAACUAUUAUCCCUGACGCAAACCUUGUAUUCCGGCUAAAGUAUAGCCGAUCAAGUUCGGUCGAUGAGGACGAAAAAGUUCCGUCAUCAAUUGACAAGUAGAAAAAGCUCAUCGAGCGUUGAUCCCUCAAGCGGCUAGCUUGUGACGGUAUACGAAUGACUUGUUCCACCUCUUGUAUGUCACAUCUUUACAACUUUAAAGCAGGUUCUAAGAAAACACGGGCUCAAAUUAUACAUGCAAUGUCUGCAAUUUACUACAUUAAGCUGCGAGCACUUUUUUAUAGACACCUAGUAAUGUAAAACUCGCGAAACAUUUACAUGGCUUUCUCAAAAUGCAUGUAAAGCUCAAUGGAAAAAAAUCAAGCUGAUGUAACCGAUGUACAACUGUAUCUACACACUUGGCUUACUGAAGCCUGUAGCGCUGAGCGUUGUUUCGAGCAUUUAAUACUGUCUGAUCUUAAAUAACCUCGAGUUAUAGCCGAGCAAUGCCCAGCCCUGAUCCAAAUUUGCUUUAGCUCCGUUUAGGCGUAAACAGCGUCAAGUUGGAGAAGUUGGUAAACCUGACGUCCCAUACGAUACGGUACGACAGAGCUAAAAAUCUCUAUUUUUGGGUUGUAUGCAAAUCGAUGUUUAGUGUUGUGCAUACAACAAUCUUUCAAUACCAUUUUCCAUUUUGGAGCAAUCAGCAAACGUUGGGCUACUUUAUUUUAAGCUCUCUUGUCGUGACCCAAAAGGAAUCUAUUUUGACUCUUAUGGUAAAUCAAAUACGACAUCAGUUACUUCCGAGCGCGCAGAAGCUGUGAGCUAUGGCGAUAACCGAUUCCAAAACAAAAAAAAAUUCCAUAUCAAACUGGAUUUUUUUUUCGUUUAUUUAUUUGUUUUGAAACUUUAUAAAAACAAAUUUGAUUUGCUACUUUGUGAAAGUCGUUCACAUACUCAGAUUCAGUCUGCAACAAAUUGAUCGAGAGACAAAUAGAGCAAUAACUUUUUUAAAGAGUGGUCGUUCUGACCAGGCGGAGUAUAUAUAACUAUGUAAUCAGUGUUCCUGUGAUUAAAUACAAAUCAUCCAAAAUUGCCCCUUCCGUUAAUUCAUUAACUUCGGUGGUCGUCACAUUGCGAGAUUAAGCGGCCCCGAUAGCAGUUGCCCACUGGAAGUAGCGUCAGACCCCAUGCACGAUAUGGCCGAGCAAAAUAAACUGAGAUUUUACACAGACAGCCAUACAGUCAGCAUCUAUUUCGUUUCACUCUGAACUAUAAUCGCUUACGUAAAAUGUAUCAGAUGCAAUAAUCACGCAGCAUAUGAAGAAACUCGGCUUGUUAAGGGAGAAUAGCCGUAAGAACUGCUAAUGGACGACAUGAUGCUAUUGGGACCACUGCAGAUUACGAACUGCUCCGGAUCCUAUCGGGGGCAUGGUAUCGACUAUUCCUUAUAUCCGCCAAACAGCACAAAUAUACUCAUAUCUACGUCGUUCCCGCGGCAAACGAAUAAUAAACACUUGAGAUAAUU
This is a messenger RNA of Varroa destructor (honeybee mite), 4469 nucleotides long. RefSeq lists its product as uncharacterized. NCBI's taxonomy places the organism in Eukaryota, Metazoa, Arthropoda, Arachnida, Mesostigmata, Varroidae. The record is from RefSeq and is a predicted model, not a curated record.